This is a messenger RNA of Gossypium raimondii (Peruvian cotton), 1087 nucleotides long. Its product is annotated as probable carboxylesterase 17. The coding region runs from base 155 to 1087 and encodes 310 amino acids. NCBI's taxonomy places the organism in Eukaryota, Viridiplantae, Streptophyta, Magnoliopsida, Malvales, Malvaceae. The record is from RefSeq and is a predicted model, not a curated record. Gene Ontology annotation, molecular function: hydrolase activity. The transcript has a single exon.
AAUGCACUUUACAUGAAUGAGCUAACAUUCAAGAACCCUUUUUUUAACUUUCCCAUGAAAAUCUUCUGUGAGCCUGUGAUUUUUAAACCUUUAAACCCCCCCCCCCACAAACCUUUCCAAUGGUUCAAUCUGCAACCCACCAUUCCCAGUGAAAAUGUCUAUAGUAGCAGAAGCACCCAAUUACCUUCAGGUCUUUUCUGAUGGUUCAGUAAAACGGUUUGCACCCGAAGUAGCUCCCACCUCUGAAGAAUCCUCUGGUGGAUACAAGUCUAAGGACGUGAUCAUCGAUCCGCCAAAAGCUAUAACUGGGAGGAUUUUCCUUCCUGAUAUCCCAGGACCAUGCACCUCAUCACUUCCGGUUCUUGUCUAUUUUCAUGGUGGUGGGUUUUGCAUCGGCUCAACCACGUGGCUCGGCUACCAUCAUUUCCUUGGAGAUUUUUCCGUCGUGUCACAUUCCAUUGUCCUUUCGGUUGACUACCGUUUGGCACCUGAACAUCGCCUCCCUAUAGCUUACGAUGACUGUUAUAGCUCCCUGGAAUGGCUGUGCAGCCAAGUUAGUAAUGAACCAUGGUUGAAGCAAGCUGAUAUCUCUCGUGUGUUUCUCUCCGGAGACAGUGCCGGUGGGAACAUCGUUCAUCAGGUUGCUAUUAAAGCAAUGAGAAAAGAAACUUUACGUGUUAAGGUUAAAGGGUUAUUGUUGAUACAUACAUUUUUUGGCAGUGAAGAAAGGACUGAGAAAGAGAGGGCAGAUGGUGCAACUGGCUAUGUAGCAAUGAAUGACAUGUUUUGGAAACUAAGCAUACCCGAUGGUUCAAACCGUGAUUACUUCGGAUGUAACUUCAAGAAGCAAGAGGUUUCCGAAGCCGAAUGGAGAGAAUUUCCUGCAGUGACGGUUUACGUGGCUGGUUUGGAUUUCUUGAAGGAAAGAGGAGUGAUGUAUGCUAAGUUUUUCCAGAGGAAAGAAGUGAAAAGGAUGAAACUCGUCGAAACCGAAAACAAGUCCCAUGUCUUCCAUGUGUUUCAUCCGAAAUCAGAGGCGACUUGUUCACUCCAGCGACAGAUGAGUGAGUUCAUGAAGAACAAUUAA